CUAGUAAAAAACAACAGUUGUUGUCAGGACACUUUGUGAACCAGCAAAAUGGCUCGCUUCUCUGUCGCUUUGGUGUUGGUCUUGGCUUGUUGGACUGCCAGUUCGAGUGCAGCAGCUCUUUCCGUAGAAGACAAGCUGCAACAACUGACUGACAGCUACAUUCAGCUCAAGGAAGUUGUCGGAGCCAAAAACGCAGAACUGCAGGCCCAACUGGAACAACAACAACUGCACCACAAUGAAAUCAAAACCGAGUUGACGUCGAAAAUCAGUCAACUGGAGGCCAAACUCCAACAGCAAGGAAAAGCACACCCGUCGUCGCCGGUGUAUUUCUACGCACAAAGGAGCGCACCUUUCUCCACCUUAGCCACUCCGUUGCCUUUCGAUCUCGCCGUUCUGAACGUUGGCAAUGCCAUGGAUCUGGCAACAGGGAAAUUCACGGCCCCACGUGCCGGUAUCUACGCCUUCUCCUUCUCGGGCAUGGCUCUUUUCCCAGCUACAUCUGGCGUUUACGUUUGGCUAUCGGCUUCCCUAGUGUUGAACGGAAACGUCGUUGGCUCAGCCGAGGUUGACGAAGCCAACACCGUCGAUGAUCAAUGGAGCCCAUUGUUUCUCCAGUCCACGCUCAGUCUCCAAGCUGGCGACCAACUCUGGCUGGAAAUUGAGUAUGACACUGCAGGUGUGAUGCUCCACGAUGAUGCUGACCAUUACACUCACUUCAACGGCUGGAUGUUGGAUGAGUAAGCUGUACUAUCAGUGGGUAACCUGGAUCAAUCUUGAACGACUUGUAUAUCUUAAGUCACAAUAAACAUUAGAUAAAGCCUAUGAUGGAUGAACGUUGGCCGGCUUCUGCUGUUUAGUA
Messenger RNA from Daphnia carinata, 859 nucleotides. Its product is annotated as complement C1q tumor necrosis factor-related protein 3-like. The record is from RefSeq and is a predicted model, not a curated record. Lineage: Eukaryota; Metazoa; Arthropoda; Branchiopoda; Diplostraca; Daphniidae. Bases 49 to 741 code for a protein of 230 amino acids. Gene Ontology annotation, molecular function: protein binding. The transcript is spliced from 3 exons.